CAUGCGAUAUGCAUGCAUAUCUAGCCAUCAGCAGACCCUUCAAUAGCUAUAGAUCUAAGUUUAGCUGGAACCUCUUGUAACUAUAGCCAAAUUCAUUAUUGAAAUGGCCACAGAAACAGGAAAAAACCUUAAGUGCCCCGACAAGGACAGCUGGCCAUUACUAGCGAGGAGGGAAAGAAAAAAAGAUAUGAAUUGUCAGCCCAGACGUAUUCCCGAGAGUGAUUCUUUGGAAAUAAAAGCAAACCAUCCAACUAAUGUCGCUGCAAUUGAUUUCGGGACAACACAUUGCUCUCUCGCUUACAGUACAGCAGCAUCAGCCGACGAGACCAGCUCUUUAAAAUUGGGCGACUACCACGCUCGCGUCCCUACUGCAAUUUUAUUGAAAAGAGGAAAGGAAAGAUUAAAUUCUGAUGGCGUUGUCGUUGGAAUAGAAUGCAGCGUAGAUUCAUUUGGAUACGUAGCACAGAAUAAGUAUCAAAGGCUAAAACGAGCUGAUAAUGGAAAAUUUCUUUAUUUUGAGAGGAUGAAAAUGAGACUUCAACACGAGAAGAAUGUUGAAAGGAGUAUGAAAAUUAAUUCAAUUAAUAUAAACAAUGAUUGCAGUGAAGUCAAUGAGUGGUAUUUAAUUGAAGUAAUUGCCUAUAUUCUCUGUUACUUAAAAGAUGAGUUUAUAAAAUGUAUCUCAAUGGCUGGUGCUACUUUGACCGCUCAAGACUUUGACUGGGUUAUCACUGUGCCAGCAAUCUGGCAAAACAAGGGAAAACAGAUGAUGAGAGAAGCUGGAUAUCUAGCUGGUUUAUGUGGUUCGGGGCAAAUAUUUUACUUAUCUUGUGCAGAUAAAGCACCAGUUCAAUCAUCUCCAUGUGAGAUUAAUUUGUCAAAGCUGUCAUUAGUCCCGGAACCUGAAGCUGCUGCACUCUACUGUCAAGCAAUGAAUUCAUCUCACGUGGCCAAAUAUUGUGACAAACCUUCUGAUGGGUUUCAUGCUCCUGAGCAAUAUAUUGUUCUGGACAUAGGAGGUGGUACUGUUGAUAUCACAGCACAGGAACGAAAUAAAGAGACAGGCAAAAUUGAUGUCAUAUUGGCACCACAAGGCAAUGACUGUGGUGGAAUGGUUGUUAACAAGGAGUUUGGACGAAUUUUGCAGAAAAUUUUGGGUGAAAAUGAAACAAAGGAGUUUUUUGACUUGGAAACAUCAUUUCAGCGAUUACUGUAUUCUGAUGAUGGCACUUUGAAAGCGCUUAUUAAUUUUGGCCUUUUUAAUGACUUCGAAGUGCAAAAAGAAAUAUUUGGCCGCUCAAGUGACAAUGACACAGACUUGGUAGUAAAAAUUCCACAUAAAAUCACCCAAAAAUAUGGCAUGGAAAAUAUCAAGAAAAAUUUGAAGAAGCUAAAUGAUUCAGCAAUUGAGAUAGAAGAAGAUUCCAUUUACAUUAAGUAUUCUAGAGUGCACGACUUCUUUGCACCAGCAGUAGAAGGUAUUCUUGAUGCCACUCGUAAGGCACUCUUGGAGCUGUCAAAAAAAGAAGAAUCGUCUCAAUUUAAGACUAUUUAUUUAGUUGGUGGAUUUGGAGGGUGCAAGUACAUCUAUGACAAAGUUAAAAGCUUUAUCAUUAAGGAGUUUCCUAGCAUGAAUUAUAUAUUAAUAGUUCCAGAUAGUCACAGGCUUGCUGUUGCUCAUGGAGCGGUUCUUUACAAAAAAGCUCCGAAAAUUAAUUCUCGUUGCCUUAAUCGUACAUAUGGGUUAGCAGUCUCUGUUAAAUAUAAUCCAAAGGCACACAGUAAAGAGCACUUUAGGUAUAAUGAAGAUGGUAUCCCAACAUGUGAAGAUGCCUUUCUUACUUUUCUACAAAAAGGCACGCCUGUAUCCUCAAACGAAGUUGCUGUAGAUGAAGUAUUACCAGAUAUUGAUAUUGAUAGAGUUAUUAGCAUUCCAUUCUAUGCAAGUGAAGAGCCCUCACUAGAAUAUUUGACAGAUCGUCCUUCACCAGGUGUAAUUAUGCCAAUGGCUGAAAAGGUAGGUGAGCUACAGUUUGAACUUCCAAAAGGAGAUAUACUGCACAAAGAUCAGCGGCAAUUUCAAGUUAUCUUAGAUUUUAGUUCUGUGGAAAUUGAUGCAACUGUACGCUAUCUUAACACAAACACUGAUAUAAAGACAACUUUAAAUUUUUUAAUAUAAAAUUAAUGAUUGUUUUACAAGUAACGUAGUGUUGUGUGAUGUACUUUCACUAAAUUAAUUAGAUUUAUUACUGUUACAACAAAAUAAUUUCACUAUAAAUACAAGCUCAAAAAAUUCUAAUUAACCACA
Amphimedon queenslandica is the source of this 2308-nucleotide messenger RNA. RefSeq names its product heat shock 70 kDa protein 12A-like. The transcript has 3 exons. The record is from RefSeq and is a predicted model, not a curated record. NCBI's taxonomy places the organism in Eukaryota, Metazoa, Porifera, Demospongiae, Haplosclerida, Niphatidae. The coding region runs from base 104 to 2179 and encodes 691 amino acids.